This is a messenger RNA of Rhizoctonia solani, 777 nucleotides long. Its product is annotated as spherulin-4. The record is from RefSeq and is a predicted model, not a curated record. NCBI's taxonomy places the organism in Eukaryota, Fungi, Basidiomycota, Agaricomycetes, Cantharellales, Ceratobasidiaceae. Bases 1 to 777 code for a protein of 258 amino acids. The transcript has 4 exons.
AUGAUUCUUGUUCGAGCCGCACUCGCAUCUGGAAUUAUAUUUCCUCUCUAUAUCUAUCCUGGGGAUAAUUGUGCAGGUUGGGCACCUGCCAUCUCAGCUGCGACAACACACCCUAAUCUCCCAUUCUACUUCAUCAUCAACCCUGCCAGUGGGCCCGGGCCCAAUGAUUCUCAGCCUGAUGCCAAUUACCAGGCUUGUAUCCCCAGGCUAAGACCAGCAGCAAAUCCGGACGCCAAGGUCCUGGGAUACGUUCCUACGUGGUUUGCUGAUGCAACACGUUCGAGUGAAGUUGAAGCGGAUAUUCGGACAUACGCCCAAUGGGGCUCAGCCUACCGCCCUACAGGAAUCUUUUAUGACCAGGCUUCAGCUAAGGAAGGCGUACCAGAGUCAAUAUACCAAAACCUAUACUCGGGGUAUACUAGUUAUGCCAAGUCUCAUAUCCCAAAUGCUUUUGUUUCUCUCAACCCAGGUAUAAGGACUCCGUCCGCAUUCUAUAACUUUGCGGAUCAAAUUGUAACCGUAGAGAACUACUACAAUAACUUCAGCCCCAGCCUGUACACCAUUAGCCCCUCCACACCUGCUGCAAAGCAAGCUGUUAUUUUGACAGAUAGUUCCUCUUCCCUCCCUUCGAGCACUAUUAAUCAAAUCAUCAAAACCGACAAGAUAGGCGCUUUGUACAUUACCGAUGACGUCCAAGUAAACGAGCAAAACCCAUACGAUAGCUUCCCUUCGUACUGGACAAACUUCGUUGAUGCCGUACAAACUGCAGCGUCUUAG